AUAAAAAUAAAAAAGCGUGAUUGGGUUUUGAUUUGGUGUGGUGUUGUUGUAUUGAUUCGAAGCGUGCGUGCGUGCGUAUGUAUUCGAAGAAGAGAAGAGAAGAGAAAGAGAAAGAGUGAAAACAAUGGGAGAAUCGCGAGAAGACAAGAUUGAAGAAUCAGUGGCUUCCGUUUUGGAAGAAGCUAAAGAGCUUCAAGACUCCGUCGCCGGCCACAUCUCUAAAUCGUUGAGCGACGAACAUCCUCUCCGCCAACGUGCUCUUGCUCUCGACUCCAAAAUCCUUUCACUUCGUUCUUCUCUCGAUUCUCUCCUCCACAAUAAACUCAUUAAUCACUCCCUAGCCGAUAAGUUAGAUGAAGAUUUGCAGAGAGCCAGAUGUAUUGUUGUUGAUGGUGAUGCUUCUUCGCUUCUUCCAGGACAUGCUCACGGGAAGUUUCUGAGAAUGUUUUUGGGGCCUAUUAAUGUUCGUGCAUCUCGGAAAGAUGUGCAGCUUAAGGUCAAAGAGGAAUACAACAGUUACAGGGAUAGAACUGCUCUACUGUUUCUGAUUUUCCCAGCAGCACUUCUCAUUCUAAGAUCAUGGGUUUGGGAUGGAUGCUUGCCAGCUUUUCCCGUACAGAUUUACCAGGCCUGGCUGCUAUUUCUUUAUACUGGUUUGGCAUUGCGAGAGAACAUAUUGAGAGUAAAUGGAAGUGAUAUCCGUCCAUGGUGGAUAUAUCAUCAUUAUUGUGCCAUGAUAAUGGCCGUUGUGAGUCUCACUUGGGAAAUAAAAGGACAACCAGACUGCGCAAAUAAGCAGAGAGGUGUACAGCUGUUCCUACAGUGGGCUAUGAUGCAAGGAGUUGCAAUGCUUUUGCAAAAUAGAUAUCAACGACAGAGGCUUUAUACUCGUAUUGCGUUGGGAAAGGCUAAGAGGAUGGAUGUUGUAUGGGGUGAAACAGCUGGUGUGGAUGGCCAACUGUGGUUGCUAUGUCCCAUACUUUUCAUAUUACAGGGAUUUGAGGCUUAUGUUGGACUAUUGUUGCUCAACACUGCAUUUGGUGGGGAGAUUUAUGAAUGGCAGGUAAUAUUUUGCGGUCUUCUGUUGGUGGUAAUGGCCAUUGGGAACUUUCAAAAUACAGUACAAACUCUGUUGGUAAAGUCAAGAUUUAAGGCAAAGAUGAGAAGAACCAAGAGCAAGCAGAGACUAAAUUAGCAAGUUGCGACUUCUUGAGCUUUUGGUAGGAUCAGAAUUUUUUUUGCGGUCUUUUUAAGUUUUGACCAUUGUGCAUGUCUAGUGAUAAUUUUGACUUUGUUGUAGCAUCAUACAUUUAACGCGACUAAAGCGUAAGUUUGGAUUUUAUAUCUACAAGUACAUUGUUUUACAACUUCAAUUGUACACUCUUUUGGGUUGCCAUCCUUAUUCUUGACGUGGUAGGUUGAUGAUUUU
Messenger RNA from Vicia villosa (hairy vetch), 1429 nucleotides. RefSeq lists its product as uncharacterized. The transcript is spliced from 10 exons. NCBI's taxonomy places the organism in Eukaryota, Viridiplantae, Streptophyta, Magnoliopsida, Fabales, Fabaceae. The record is from RefSeq and is a predicted model, not a curated record. Bases 125 to 1195 code for a protein of 356 amino acids. Gene Ontology annotation, cellular component: membrane.